Molecule: messenger RNA, 358 nt
Organism: Staurois parvus
Lineage: Eukaryota; Metazoa; Chordata; Amphibia; Anura; Ranidae
Source: the annotation of a GenBank genome assembly
UAAAUUAAUUGAUUUACAUGAAAGGUAUAGCAUUUACAAAUGGUAUAUAUACUGGGAUAUUCAUUUAAAUUUUUACUAGUAAUGGCAGCAAUCAGCGACUUAUAGCGGGACUGCGGCUGGCAUUCUGACACUGAGGGGAACUGACUCGGUGUCACUGACAUCCCAGGUGACACCAAUACAGUGGUCAGUGCUAAUAAAAAGCACGGACACUGUACUAAUGGCACUGGGCAGGAAGGGGUUAACAUGUGGGGCAAUCAAAGGGUUAGCUGUGUGCUCUGUGUGUUUGUGCUGCACUGUAAGCACAGUGCUUUGUAUGGCUGUGCUAUGCACAGCCAUGCAAUGGAGUGUGCAGGAGCUG